Molecule: messenger RNA, 6292 nt
Organism: Zootermopsis nevadensis
Lineage: Eukaryota; Metazoa; Arthropoda; Insecta; Blattodea; Termopsidae
Gene: Cep89
Product: Centrosomal protein 89kDa
Biological process (GO): cilium assembly; chemical synaptic transmission; mitochondrion organization
Cellular component (GO): centriole; ciliary transition fiber
Source: RefSeq, a predicted model, not a curated record
CGUCAAGUCUAUCUACUAUUUUGCCCUCUUAUGGCCAAAGCUUAAAUUUUCGUCAUGUAGCAAUGGGAUGUCUUUUGGUCUUUUGUCUUUACCAGCAGCCUCAGUUCGAUGUCUAAUAAAUACAUCCAUUGAAUUUGUUGGUAUUGUCUGUGGAAUGGCCUACGCUUUCGGUAGCACAGAAGCCAACAUAGCAUAGAUAUCUUUGUCGGCAGUACAAGUAAAGUUCUGUUUUUGAUUUAUAAUUUACAGGAUGAUGUUUGGCAUUCAGCAAUGCCUCCUCCAUUAUUCAGUACAGUUCCGUCAUUGCCGAUGUUUGUGGUUGAAUCUAGAAGAAACAGACUGACUUCACAGUCAGAAAAGCCUGAACAACUGAGUGUCCAAUCAACUUCUGAUGUUAUAGCAGGUGGAACUGAAUUAGAAACGCAGUGGAGACAUCAUAGGAAGCGCAGCAAACAAAGAAGUCAACUGGUAGAUAAGCAAGUUGGGGAUGGAAGCAGUAGCAAAGAUAAUGUGUCUGUGCAUCCACGAAGGCGUCACCACCACAGGCAUAAAUACCACAGAGGUUCAUCAGUCCAAGCAACAAAAAGGGAAGAAUUGACAUGCGAAGGGGAACCAUCUCAAUCACAAGUGUCUGAGAACCCAAUGGAACAACCACCAAAGCCGAAACCUAGGCGGAAGCUUCGUCUUACUGACGUAGAACACCGCCGCAGCCGAUCUGUAAGUCGUGCUACUUUGUUGCAAGAGUCUGAUGGUUUAACAAAGGAAAACAAAGAACUUUCCACAAACCUGCAGCAACUGUCACAUUCUAGUCAAGAUUCGGGUUAUCAACAAACCACCGUAAAUGAAAACCUUUGCAAGAAAGAGGAUGUUGAGAUUCUGAAAGUUAAGCUCGUAAAACUUGAGUCAAACAACAAACAUCUUAAGGAAGAGAGAGAUGCCUUUAAGACAGAGUUAGAACACAUGAAGAGCCAGGAAAAAAAUGAGUUAGAGCAAACAGCUGCUCUGCAGGUUCAGAAUCAGGAGCUAAAUGAAGAUACUACCUUGCUUAAGAACCUAGUGUACAGGCUUAAUGUUGAGUUGGACAGAUACCAACAGAAGCUGCACAGACAUGGGGGCACAGGGGAACUACCUCCGUUGAAAGUAAUGCCGAGUGAAGUUCAGGAGAAGGAAACUUCUAUGGCAUGGAGGAAUGUCAACAAAAAUUUACUUGGCUCUUUACUUGAAGCAUAUCAGGAAACAAUAAAUGAAAAAGAUGAUUUGAUCCAUGUUUAUGAACAAGAUUUAAAUAAAUUUGUAGCCAAAUGUAAGCAAAUUGUUGCCGAGAAUGAGAAAUUAUAUCAAGAUCUGGAAGAAGCAAAUAGGCAGGUAGAAGAGAGAUCCAGUAGCUGGCACACUUUGCAGCAGGAUGCGAGUCAGGCCCAGGAACAAAAUGAGUUGCUUACAAAUGAGCUUCAGCUGCAGAAAGAAAAGCUGGAUCAAAUACAAGCAGAGUGUGAUGGAAGAGUUGCAGAGUUGACCAAAGACAAUGAAAUGUUGGUGAAUAAGUUUCACCAGUAUCGAGGAGAUUUGUUGACUUUAAAGGGCCAAUAUUCCGUACUCAGGGAGGAGUAUGAUCGUUUGAAGAAAGAUGCAGAUAGCAAAGUUCCUUUUGCCAUACAUUCUGCCUCUGUUUCAGAGUGUAGACGGUUGCUUGAUGAGUUGAAGACUAAAUAUGAGGGAGACAAGAGCAAUUUGACGAGCCAGGUUCAAGAAUUGCAGUCACAGAAGCCUCAUCUGGAGGUACAGCUUGUCAAUGUGACAACUGAAAACAAGAAGCUGCAGGUCCAAGUUAAGACACUCGACAAGCUGCUCAAGAAAAUGCAGCAUCGGUGUGAAGAAUUACAGAGUCGCCUGGUGACUUGUCAGGUAUCACGAGAUGCAUCAAAGAGACAACUCCAGAAGGCUAUGACCUUUUCAGAAGAGCUUGUGGCAGAGCAAGAGAAUCUUUUGCGUCAGCUGCACGCAAAACAGGAAGAGAACAAUUCCAUAGCUCGGCUGGGUACUACAAUUGUGUAUCGUAUGGGUUCUCUGAAAACCAAACUUAAGACUGUGCAAAAGGAUGCAUGGGCUGAACUGGAUGUGGUCGAAAAACGCAUUCAUCAACAAGAGACAGAUGUGGAGAGAAUGAAAGAUGAAUACCAUCGAGAAGUUAUGCGUUUACGUAAUCUUCUCAAGCAGAAGGAAAUGAUCAUAGGUCGCCUGCAGCAAGAGAAAACAAAGACGCAAGAAGACCUUGAGGUUGUGUGGCGAGCAGCAACAUCAGAAGAUUUACGCAUAAAAGAAAAGUUGAAGCAAGCUAACUUGCUGUCAGAAAGGGAAUCUGACUUCUUUCUAAACCACGCCAGAACCUAUAGUUAAGAACUGUAUUUAUGUAAAAAAGAGAAGUUUCCACAUGGCACUUUGUUGGCCAAAAAAAUUAUGUAAGUUUCCAAAUUACAACUUUAACACAGUAUAAAAGAUGUUUAUAUUAAAUUCAGGUUGAAUCUAGGCUGUAUAAUUUUCAUUAAAAUUUUGAGAGUCUCAUAAUAUUACAUGUCAUUAAUAUUUAACAUUUGUUAUAAUUGUCUCAAAACAAGUCCGUCCACAGUAUGAAACAAUAAGAAGUGUAUUUUAUAUUAUUUUUCUCUUGUGCUAAUUUCAUGUGUUAGCUGAAAAAGCAAAAAUAAUAAUAAUAAUAAAACGGGCAGUGAAGAUCCAUGGUUGCCUCUGAAAUUGAAGAUUAUUAAAAUAAGAAUUUGUAAACUGUUAAAUUGUGUGUUAGAAUGUUAAUUAAUGAUAUAGAAAUUGUUUUAUCGUAUGUAGGAUUUGUAACAGUCAGUGUAGGUUCCCUUGGAUUUCUUGCACUUUCCCUGUAACUGACUUUCCUGGUUUUCCCACAACUUCCUCAUUAGCACCAAUGUAAUCAGUUAUUAACACAACCAGUUCCAUUUAGUCACAAUACUGGGAAAAAAUAGCACAGAUAGCUUAGAUUGUAAGAAAUGUUAUACGAACAUGUCCGAAAAAGUACUGCCCCACAGAAAAUCGAAUCUUACCCAUAGAAUUAGCCAGUGACAUUCUUUUAAUUUAACCAGCAACCACCGUUGCUUUUGCAUGAGAUUUGUGGCUCUCAUGUUGGUGAAAGUUUAGAUUGUGAUUUUCUGGGUUGCAGUCAUUUCAGAGGGACCUCCUACUUCCAUCUUAAUGGGUAGAAGAUUUGAGCUGGGAUCUAGGUAAGUACAUGUAGAUUGGGCUGAGGGAAAUAAGUAGACUGGCCAAACAGACGUUCAGAACCCAAGGUUGGGAACUUAAAUAGAGUUGCCUGAGCAACGAGGUAACAGAAGAAACAAAAGGCCCUUUUCAGGUCCAGGGCAUAGGAAAGGACAAGUAAGUGGAUAUUCAAGUCUUGUCGUUCAAGAGGGUUUUCACUUGUUUCUUUAAUGUGUGAAUGAGUCUUCCGCGACCUGCCCAGGAAGAAUCCAUCUUGUUCAUGUUACUGGGAUGGAGCUUCAUGUCUUAGGUUUUAUAUGCCUGGAUUUUGUGGACAGGAUACUGAUGUCAUAUAGAUGGAUGCUAUGACACAGGUUAAUGCUGUGUUUUACUGCAUUUGAUUUCUCCAGAUGAUAAAGACAGAUAUGUCAGUCAGACCCAGAUUAUAAUGAAAUCCUGCUUGUCCUUUCCUUUGCACAGGUACUGGAAAGGGGCCUUCAUAGUUACCAUUUCUGAUGGCUUGGACAGGACUCAUCUCCUAUUCCUGGCUGUGGUUGACCAGCCUUUUCGUUUCCUUCAAACCAUUGGUAACCACCCACAUGGUAUGGCAACUCUGAUCACAAUCUAAACAAUGUUUUUUUUUUACAGUAUAAUCUCUGUAGGUAGCUUUACCAUUUCAUGAAUGUUUCUCACUUUUAGCUGCCAUUAAUCGUAUCACCAUGGUUAGGCUUCGAUACAGCCUGCCCUAUGGUUCUUAUUGCUAGACCUAGUGCCAGAAAUCAUGGCAUGCACUCAGAAUUGUUAUUUUAAUUUAUCUCAGAUGAGACCACUUGGUUGAAACGGGUCAGUUUGCUGCAUGACUCUGUGUAGAGCAAAUCAUGUGGUAAUGGUUAUUAUAUCACAUGAUUUUUCUUCUAUUGCUUGCGCACACACAGAGGUAUCCCCACCACCCUAUUUCCUUUCACACAGGCAUAUGACAUGACUUGUGGCACAAACUCUAUUCUUGAAAAACUAUCCUUUUGUGUGUAUCUUUGCAUGGAGGUAAUCUUCCAUUUUGUGGCAAGGUUGUUUUACCUUGACUAGUAUACAGGUGCAAAAAGCCUUAUAAGCUGAGAUUCUCCAAACACAUUCACUCGCACACACUUAUCUAAUUCAUAGGGCAGAAUCGAAUACCUUGUUUCUAGAAGUAAGAUUAUUAAAUCUUACAGCUCUGGAAGUUUCAUUUCUCUUCCCUCUUGGGGGAAUUGCUCAAAUUGUGUGGGGCAUUAACUCUGUCAUAAUCUACCUUAAUAAUCUUUGUCAGAUAUGUGGCAGUAAUCACAUAUCUGGUUUCAGACCCCUCAGUUUGGCAGUUACCUCUACACUAAAUGCAUUGGUUGUGCCACUAUAAUUCUCUCUUCUAGAAGACAAUUUCAUAAAUUCAGAGUGUAGUGUGUCUCAGUACUUUCUCUGUGUUCAGUGGCUGCAGUAAUAUAUUAAUUACUGGAAUAGUGGGAGUGUUUUUAUCUUAGUUCCUUAAGCUCUUUUAGCUUUUAUACAGCAAGUAAUUUUCUUACAACUAAAUAACUGCAGAUAAUCUUCUGUGACAUGAGGAUAGAUAAAACAAAAAUGUUAUAAAACACAUCUUAAUCGAUUGUAUUAAUUUUAGAUUUAUUUAAACUUUGCUGUAGAUAGUUUGAUAGUGACUGAUGGACUUUGAAGAACUGGAAGAUUACUGUAAUUUCAAGAAGCUAAGGGUAAUAUUUUACACUGAUUCUGCUUAAUAAAGAUGUGAUAUAAUGAUAAUGUCACUAGUCAAUAUGAGUUUGUUAAUAACAACUUUAUCUUAUUAACAUCUUGUUUGUGUUAACAGAAUUAUUACUAUUGUCUUUAUUUGAAGUAGCAAGAAUUUGUCUGUUUUCUGAUAAGAAUGCAUUCUUUGCACUAAAUGCAUAAAAUUAGUGUGGAAAGUCACACAUUGCUGUCCAACACUUGUUUCAUCAUCUUAACUGUUCAACAGAUUUUGAUUAAAAAGGGUGAUCUGUAGUUUCAAAUAAAAUUUGUGCAUAAAUAUGUUUUGAUGUCUGUUGGUCCAGUAUAACCUCUACAUAAAACACAAAUUGUACUUUAUAUAUAAUUUUUCUCAUAAAUAGAUAUAUGCACACAAAAAUUGGCAUAUAACUAAAAUUAUAGAUCUCAUUAAAACCUACAACUUUUACUUGAAACAUUUUUAAAUAUUAUGAAUAUUAGUUGCAGUACAAGGAAAAAUUAUGCUUGUGCACUGUGACAUGAAGAAUAAUUAUUUUUGCAGCAGUAGAUUUAUACCACUAAUAAAUGACUAUGAAGGAAAAUGUGGCCUGCAAGACUUAAAGAAUAUUUUGGAGAAUAUGUAAACUGCAACUUGGAGUACAACUUUCUGCAUUUAUUUGUAUAGAAUAUUGUUUACAAGGAAUGUAAGACAGUCUUGGUUGUAGUCUUCAUUUACGUGUCUGUUGACUCAUUACUUUGUUAUGUGGCCCAAGAGCAGGCUGCAUAAUAAACCCAUAACAGUUGAAGACAUUUCCAUCUGUUAUUGUCCUAUUACUUUGUCACUGAUAUAUGUGGGAAGGGGUGGGAAAGAAAGAUAAAUUCCCCCCUUUCUCUGACAAAGCAAGGCUGUGAGCUCCAGUGGCAGUAAUGGAAGGAGUGGUAGUGACAGUGUAACUUGUGAUUUGGUCACUGUUAUGUUUGUCUGUGCAUAAGUUUGUCAUUCAAUUUACUUAAUAUAGCCAGUAGACUAAAAAAUUUAAAUUGUAGUCAAUGAUAUUACCAUGCUGAACUCUUCACAUUUGUAGAUGGUUGUCUUGUAGGGUAUUGUCCUGAUUAUGGAGGCAGUAAGCUCCUGUGAAAGAUAGGUCAUGUCUACCAGACUAUAUGGCACAAUAUCCCAGAAGACAGCCGUAUUCAUACGUGGCUAUCAGCAAACUCACACGGACAAAACUUGCUGGUUUGUGUACAUUAACGGUGCAGUAUGUAUGGCACAGUGAUAAACACAAUAGUAUGUGAAUAUCUCUUUAUUGUAAUGUACGUAUUAAAUCAUUUUGAUGCA